Messenger RNA from Sorex fumeus (smoky shrew), 1829 nucleotides. It is a transcript of the gene FOXP3, whose product is annotated as forkhead box P3. Lineage: Eukaryota; Metazoa; Chordata; Mammalia; Eulipotyphla; Soricidae. The transcript is spliced from 12 exons. Gene Ontology annotation, biological process: regulation of transcription by RNA polymerase II. Gene Ontology annotation, cellular component: nucleus. The coding region runs from base 304 to 1602 and encodes 432 amino acids. Gene Ontology annotation, molecular function: DNA-binding transcription repressor activity, RNA polymerase II-specific; RNA polymerase II cis-regulatory region sequence-specific DNA binding. The record is from RefSeq and is a predicted model, not a curated record.
AGACAAGUCCAGUGUUGUGUCAGGCACUCGAGAUCCAUGUCAGCCAUAAGAGAUGAUGGUGGACAUUCGGAAUCCCUAAUCUGUGGAAACUGGAGCUUGUUGAGGUAGAAAGUGGUCAAAGCUCCAGGAGCAUCAGACCAUGGUGCCCCUGACUGUGCUAGGGUUGGGAUCUCCAGGACUUCUGGACAUCCUCAAGAAGGGGUUCUUCCAUGUGGGUGCCUGAUUGGGACCUUCUCAGAGGUGGGGAGGAGGGCUUUGGCUCAGAGCUCUGGGGUCCUAAGCCGGCUCUUAGACAACGGCCCAAUGCCCAACCCAAGGCCCACCAAGCCUUCAGCCCCAUCACUGGUGCUCAACACAUGCCCAGGAACUUCACCCAGCUGGAGGUCAGCAAUGAAGACCUCUGACCUGCUGGGGGGUAAGGGCCUUGGAGCAACCUCCCAGAGCCGGGACCUUCGAGGGGGGCACCAUGCUGCCACCUGCUCCUCCUUGAACCCCAUGCCACCAUCACAGCUGCAGCUGCCUGCGGUGCCCCUAGUCAUGAUGGCCCCAUCCGGAGCCCGACUGGGCACCUCGCCACACUUGCAGGCCCUCCUCCAGGACAGCCCACAGUUUCUGCACCAGCUGUCCACGGUGGAAUCUCAUGCCCGGACCCCGGUGCUGCAAGUACGGCCCCUGGACAGCCCAACUAUGAUCAGCCUCCCACCACCAACCACUGCCACCAGCAUCUUCUCCCUCAAGGCCCGGCCUGGCCUGCCACCUGGAAUCAAUGUGGCCAGCCUGGAGUGGGUGUCCAGGGAACCAGCGGUGCUGUGUACCUUCCCAGACACCAGUGCACCAAGGAAGGACAGCACCCUCUCAGUUGGGCCCCAAGGCUCCUACUCACUGUUGGCCAAUGGCGUGUGCAAGUGGCCUGGAUGCGAGAAGGCCUUUGAGGAACCCGAGGACUUCCUCAAGCACUGUCAGGCAGACCAUCUCCUGGAUGAGAAGGGCCGUGCGCAGUGUCUCCUUCAGCGGGAGGUGGUCCAAUCCCUGGAGCAGAAGCUGGUGCUGGAGAAGGAGAAGCUGGGAGCAAUGCAGGCCCACCUGGCCGAGAAGAUGACACUGACCAAGGGAGCGUCUGUGGCUUCAGCUGACAAAGGCUCCUGCUGCAUUGUAGCUGCAGGAUCCCCAGGCACCACUAUCCCGGCCUGGCCCGGCCCCUACGAAGCCCCCAAUGGUCUGUUUGCUGUGCGGAGGCAUCUCUGGGGCAGUAACGGAAAUAACACAUUCCCAGAGUUCUUCCACAACAUGGACUACUUCAAGUUUCACAACAUGCGGCCACCUUUCACCUACGCCACCCUUAUUCGCUGGGCCAUCCUGGAGUCUCCCCAGAAGCAGCGGACUCUCAACGAGAUCUAUCACUGGUUCACACACAUGUUUGCCUUCUUCAGGAACCACCCAUCCACAUGGAAGAAUGCCAUCCGUCACAACCUGAGCCUGCACAAGUGCUUUGUGCGGGUGGAGAGCGAGAAGGGCGCAGUGUGGACGGUGGAUGAGUUUGAGUUCCGGAAGAAGAGGAGCCAGCGGCCCAGCCGGUGCUCCAAUGCCACCCCUGGCCCCUGACCACAAAAACAAGAAAAGCAGGAGCCCAGGGGCUGAAAUGGGGUUAGGCAGCAGAAGCAACUAGAGGCAGGGGCUUGGAUGAGCCUACCAGGAGCAAGAAGUGAGGGGCACACUGUCUUGCCUGCCAGGGGCCCAGCACCCAGCUGACCACCCACCACAGAUGCUGCACUGGGUCCCCCCCUACCCCUCUAUCCCGCUACCCCUUACACACACAAGCUCUCUCCAGC